CUCUAGGCUACGCAUGCUCAUAUUUCGUUCACUUCCAAACAAAUAAAACAAAAAUUUUUUUUGAAACGUUUGAGUUGAAUAAAGCCAAUUUUUGGCCGAAUUAUCCACUCUAAGAGACAAAUAAUAACGCAGAGCAAUACCUGGGAACAUUAAUUAGUGAUCUCUGUAAUUUCUGUCGGAGUUUUCUGUCGGAAAGAAACGAUUUGAAACCCUUCAACAAGACAUCAAUUUAAGCGAGUUUCUUCGAGUUUCAAAAUGUCGUAUGUACUUCAGCAUUUACACAAUGGAUGGCAAGUGGAUCAAGCGAUCUUAGUGGAGGAGGAUAAAGCCGUUGUUAUACGUUUUGGCCACGAUUGGGAUCCACAGUGUAUGAAAAUGGACGAAAUUCUAUAUGGAAUUGCAGAUAAAGUUAAAAACUUCGCAGUAUUUUACGUGGUUGACAUCAGUGAAGUGCCAGACUUCAAUAAAAUGUACGAAUUGUAUGAUCCCUGUACGGUUAUGUUCUUCUACAGGAAUAAACACAUCAUGAUUGACUUGGGGACUGGAAAUAACAAUAAGAUUAACUGGGCUUUGGAAGAUAAGCAAGAAAUGAUAGAUAUUGUGGAGACGGUCUAUCGAGGGGCGAGGAAAGGCCGUGGGUUGGUCAUUUCACCUAAAGACUACUCCACCAAGUAUCGGUAUUAGGGAAUCUGAGGAUUAUUUUGGCCAAUCGAUUGAUAAUAUCGGGGUAUCAGGGCUAUUGGUUACGGACAGAUAAUUGUUACAUUUGGGCGAUUAAAUUAUUCUAGUUGCUAGUUUGCUACAUUGUACACUGCUGCUAUUGCCUUGCAUGUAUUUGUUGUAAAUCGUAGAAAAGCUUUAAUAAAAUACUAUCUUUAUUUUGCAGAUAUUGACUGCAUUAUUCUUCUAGAGAAAAUAGCAUUAAAUACCAUCACUAUAC
This is a messenger RNA of Paramuricea clavata, 940 nucleotides long. Lineage: Eukaryota; Metazoa; Cnidaria; Anthozoa; Malacalcyonacea; Plexauridae. The record is from the annotation of a GenBank genome assembly.